This is a messenger RNA of Equus caballus (horse), 2566 nucleotides long. It is a transcript of the gene DENND1C, whose product is annotated as DENN domain containing 1C. The record is from RefSeq and is a predicted model, not a curated record. NCBI's taxonomy places the organism in Eukaryota, Metazoa, Chordata, Mammalia, Perissodactyla, Equidae. Gene Ontology annotation, cellular component: intracellular membrane-bounded organelle; cytosol. Gene Ontology annotation, biological process: endocytosis; endocytic recycling. Gene Ontology annotation, molecular function: phosphatidylinositol phosphate binding; guanyl-nucleotide exchange factor activity.
CCACACAGGAAGCUGAGCCGGCUCAGGGCUCAGCCCCGAGCAAGCACGGGCCCCCAGGACCCCCGGGGAAAGGGACCCGCCGGGCCGGGCCUGCAGGGACCAUGGGAUCCGAAGCUGAAGGGGGUCCCCCAGCUGUGUUUGACUGGUUCUUCGAAGCAGCCUGUCCUGCCUCCCUGCAGGAAGACCCCCCCAUCCUGCGGCAGUUCCCCCCGGACUUCAGGGACCAGGACGCUAUGCAGAUGGUGCCUAAAUUCUGCUUCCCUUUUGAUGUGGAAAGGGAGCCCCCCAGCCCCGCUGUACAGCAUUUCACCUUCGCCCUCACGGACCUGACCGGCACCCGCAGAUUUGGUUUCUGCCGCCUGCGGGCUGGCGCCCACAGCUGUCUCUGCAUCCUCAGCCACCUGCCUUGGUUCGAGGUGUUCUACAAGCUGCUGAACACAGUGGGGGACCUCCUGGCCCAGGACCAAGUCUCGGAGGCCGAGGACCUUCUUCUAAAUCUGCAGCAGCAGCCCCUGCCGGGGACCUCAGUGGGGCCGGAGCUGGGAGGCGAGGUGACGAUCUCCAGCGCGCACAGCAUCCCGCCCCCUGCCCCGGGGAACAGCAAGCCGCUUUCCUGCUUCGUGGCCCCCGACUCCGGCCGCCUGCCGUCCAUUCCUGAGAACAGGAACCUGACGGAGCUGGUGGUGGCAGUGACCGACGAGAACAUCGUGGGGCUGUUCGCCGCGCUCCUGGCGGAACGAAGGGUGCUGCUCACCUCCAGCAAGCUGAGCACUUUGACCUCAUGCGUCCACGCAUCCUGCGCCCUCCUGUACCCCAUGCGCUGGGAGCACGUGCUGAUACCCACGCUGCCGCCGCACCUGCUGGACUACUGCUGCGCGCCCAUGCCCUACCUCAUUGGAGUACACGCCAGUCUCGCCGAGAGAGUGCGGGAGAAAGCCCUGGAGGACGUCGUGAUGAUGAACGUGGACUCCAACACCUUGGAGACGCCCUUCGAUGACGUGCAGGCGCUGCCCCCAGACGUGGUGUCCCUGCUGAGGCUGCGGCUAAGAAAGGUCGCGCUGGCGCCCGGGGAAGGGGUGUCCCGUCUCUUCCUCAAAGCCCAGGCCUUGCUGUUUGGGGGCUACCGCGAUGCGCUCGUCUGCAGCCCGGGCCAGCCUGUGACAUUCAGCGAAGACGCCUUCUUGGCCCAGAAACCCGGGGCGCCCCUGCAGGCCUUCCACCAGCGGGCUGUGCACCUGCAGCUAUUCAAACAGUUCAUUGAAGGCCGGCUGGAGAAACUCAACACAGGAGAGGGCUUCUCAGACCUCUUUGAGCAGGAGAUCACCUGCACUGAGGCCUCCUCAGGCACCCUUCGCUCCUAUCAGCUCUGGGCGGACAACUUAAAGAAAGGUGGUGGCACCCUCCUACAUUCAGUCAAGGCCAAGACUCAACCAGCCGUCAAAAACAUGUACCGCUCGGCCAAGAGUGGGUUGAGGAGCAUGCAGAGUCUUCUGAUGUACAAGGAUGGGGCCUCUGUCCUGCACAGAGGGGGCUCCAUGAGGGCCCCAACCCUCACCAGCCGCUCAGAUCGCCUGCAGCAGCGCCUACCCAUCACCCAGCACUUUGGACAGAACCGGCCUCUUCGCCCCAGCAGGAGAAUCCGGCUGGAAGAGAGACCUGAAUCGCUGGGGGAGAGGACACCCCCUCUGAGCCCUGAGGAUGCUCUGGACCCGUGGGCGGAGGAAACUCUGGACAGCAGCUUCCUGGGGUCCGGAGAAGAACUGGAUUUGCUGAGCGAGAUUCUGGACAGUCUGAGCAUGGGAGCCACGAGGACAGGCAGCCUGCGGCCCAGCCAGAGUUUAGACUGCUGCCACAGAGGGGACCUGGACAGCUGCCUCAGCCUGCCUGACAUACCAGAAGGACCAAGAUGGCAAGCAGAUGAUGAGAAACCGCCAGACCCCGAGCCCCUGUCCCUGCCUGCUAGACUGUCAUCGCUGCACACCCCCCAGCCUUCGGACGCCACAAGCCUCUCCAAGAAUCCCAGUUCCCAGCUGCCCUCAGAGGCCAGCCAAGAAACCUUUUCUCCAUCUUCAACAGCAUCGACAGACCCCAGCAGCCAAGGGGACCCCGAACCCUCUCUCCCGGAGCCCCAUCCUCUAAUCCUGGAUCUCUCCCCUCCCCACAAGGCAGUCGAGGAUCCCACAGCCCAGGAGAGCCCCUGCUCCCAGCUGUCCACAGCAUGCCCCCAGCCCAGCCCUCCAGAAGACCCCCAUAUUCUAGUCCCCACAAAGCCUCUCUUGGAUACUCCCCGGACAUCCGCACCCCUUCAUUCUUCCUCGGAUCCCGGUUCCCUAGAAAACUCCAGAGCCCAGCCUUCUGAGGUCCUGCUGGCAGAGCACGCUCACCUCCAGCCCCCCAAGGAGCCAGAAGCUCCCAGAUCCUCUGCUGCACCGGCUAGCCACGGUCAGGAGCCCCAGGCCAGGAGCCGGCCCCGAGUCGCUGAACUCAAAAAGUGUUUUGAAAGUUAAGGAGCAGGGUCUGGAGGACACUCCAGUCCCUCAAUAAAACAGCAAGAACCCAAAACUGG